AUCUCGAGAUAAAGGUGCUGCAGAAGAACAUCAAUUGUUGAUUUCUUGAUAUUAACGGAUCUUAAAAAUUGGAUUAAAUUGUAAAGGGGAUUAGCUUUAGUAAUAAAGGUAGGGGGGUUCAUUAAUUGACCAAUUGAUGGGCUUAUAGUGUAAUGUUUGCUUAGAGUAAUCAGAUUUUGGGAGAUGGAUGGUUGAGCAGGCACAUGGCUCAUGGGAAGGGGAAGCGGCUGAUGUUUCUUAGUGGGGUUGGCAAGAUGAAUUUGGGGUUUUCUUAGGGUGGGUAAGGUUUUAUUUUCUUUUUCUCUUUCUCUUUCUCUCUCUAGAAUUCAUUUUGCAUCUCAUAAUAUGCAUUUGGUAAUGCAUAUCCAAACUUCAUUUCUACUUCCUCGUAUGGAGCAUGUGGAGUGUAUUGUGUUGAAAAUUUGAAUAUGUUGAAUAUGUUUUCCCAUACGCUACUAUCAUAUGUUUUAUAUACUUAAAUUUCUCCGCCAACCAAGAUUUCCCAACAACAGUCUACUCUCCUUUCAUCUCAAAAACAAAAAUGCGAAAUUCAGCGGCGAAACUCCCACCUCGCCGCCUGAAACUCCUCCUCAUACUCCUCUUCACAACCUCCACUUUCUACCUCCUUAACCGUCACCACAUCCUCCUUAACCUCCACUGCCCAUCUCCCCCCACCACAACUUCCGAUCUCUUCCUCCACACCUCCCUCUCCUCCACCCCACCACCCGCCACAACUCUCCGCCACCUCUUCUUCUCCGUCGCAUCCUCCGCCUCUUCCUUCUCUCGCCGCCUCCCCUUCCUCUCACUUUGGUACUCCCCCAACACCACCCGCGCCCUCCUAUUUCUCGACAAACCUCCUCUCUCUCCUCCCCCUCUCCCCUUCUUCGUCUCCUCCGACACCUCUCGGUUUCCCUACUCCUUCCCCCGUGGUCAUCGCUCUGCUGUUCGUGUUGCUCGUAUUGUUAAGGAAGUCUUUGAUCGCGGCGAAAGUGAUGUCAGGUGGUUUGUUUUUGGGGAUGAUGACACUGUUUUUGUUCCUGAGAAUUUGGUGGGUGUUUUGUCUAAGUAUGAUCAUGAAAAGUGGUAUUACAUUGGGAGUAAUUCCGAGAGUUCGGAGCAGAAUUUAAGGAUGACUUUUGGGAUGGCUUAUGGUGGGGGUGGGUUUGCUAUUAGUUCUCCUUUAGCUAGGGUUUUGAGUAGGGUUUUGGAUUCUUGUUUGAUGCGUUACCCUCACUUGUAUGGGAGUGAUCAUCGGAUUUCGUCUUGUAUUUACGAGCUUGGUAUCGAGUUAACUCGAGAACCCGGGUUUCAUCAGCUUGAUGUCAGAGGAGACUUGUUUGGUUUGCUUACUGCUCAUCCAUUGUCACCUUUAAUAUCUCUUCAUCAUUUGGAGAUUGUGGAGCCUAUUUUCCCUCGCAAGAACCAGACAGAGGCAGUACAACACCUUUUCAAGGCUGUGCGUGCUGAUCCUAGUAGAAUUUUGCAGCAAACAGUUUGCUAUGAUCAUUCAAGUAAUUUGACUGUUUCAGUUGCUUGGGGCUAUGCUGUUCAAGUAUUUGAAGGCCAUCUACUUCUCCCAGAUAUUCUUGCUGCACAGAGAUCUUUUACACCUUGGAGAAGGCGUGGCAUCAAUAUACCAAGCCAAUAUGUAUUUGACACGAGGGACUAUCCUCAGGAUCCAUGUAAAAGACCUGUGGUCUUCUUUUUGGAAGAUGUUGCUUCCGGGACCGGAAGAGUCUGGAGCAAAUAUAGGCGGAAUAAUUCUCAUAGCUGCUCUAAACCUGAUGCUAUUGAGAACCUAAAAGACGUGAAAGUGUUUUCCAAAAAGCUACAGCACAAUGCUGGACUGGCGAUGGCACCCCGUCGUGAUUGCUGUGACAUAAUACAUCCGUUUAAGAAAUCAAUGGUCAUUGACAUCAGGCAUUGUGGUGUUAAUGAGUUGAUUGCCAUGAAUCCUUAGCACCAGGAGCGCUGAUGAGUAGCUUGUUCCUUGUGUUGAAGUUCUGGUGAUGGAAAUCAUGUAUAGCUGCUUUGUGACAUACUGUUUGGUUGCAUCAUCAAGGUUUGCACCUUUUGUCCUGCUUAAUUCAGAUUCCAACCAUUAGCCCAAAUGAAGGUGGUGUUGGUGCCAAUGUUGGCUCCGUUCACAUAAUAAUUGAUUCUGCCACCUGCUGUUAUGGUGUAUAUUAGGAGCUGAAGCCUUCAUAGCUAUUUUAGAAGUCUGCAACACGGCACCGAUAUAGGAAUUUCAGUUUUUUUUUUUUUUUUUAUUAUUAUUUUUUUAUUUUAUGUACUCCCUUGUAUGUCUUGUUGAAGGUAAAUUUUAGUAGGAGACGGGUUUAUGCCAUUAGACUGAAAGUGCCGUCUCAUUUAUCAACGAAAUUUAACAUGUAUAUUUUUAUUAAUAGUCGCCCUUGUCUUGCCAAACAAUCAUUUAUUCUGUUAAUAUUUUCCCAAAUCUGAUUAUGAUGUAGAUACAUGUGAUCACCAUUACAAUGGCUUGUUGAUGUAUGUAGUUUGUCGAA
This is a messenger RNA of Chenopodium quinoa (quinoa), 2525 nucleotides long. RefSeq lists its product as uncharacterized. The record is from RefSeq and is a predicted model, not a curated record. Lineage: Eukaryota; Viridiplantae; Streptophyta; Magnoliopsida; Caryophyllales; Amaranthaceae. The coding region runs from base 542 to 1960 and encodes 472 amino acids. Gene Ontology annotation, molecular function: acetylglucosaminyltransferase activity. The transcript has 4 exons.